This is a messenger RNA of Phymastichus coffea, 7900 nucleotides long. RefSeq names its product AT-rich interactive domain-containing protein 4B (gene htk). NCBI's taxonomy places the organism in Eukaryota, Metazoa, Arthropoda, Insecta, Hymenoptera, Eulophidae. Gene Ontology annotation, molecular function: transcription cis-regulatory region binding. Gene Ontology annotation, cellular component: nucleus. The coding region runs from base 468 to 6989 and encodes 2173 amino acids. The record is from RefSeq and is a predicted model, not a curated record. Gene Ontology annotation, biological process: regulation of transcription by RNA polymerase II. The transcript is spliced from 9 exons.
GCCAGUUGCUCGUGGAACGAAGAACGAAAUUAAUCCAAAAAAACAAAGACCGCUACUCUAUAGACAAAUAAUAGAAAGAGUAGAGUGAGUCGCGUGGUAGACAGUUCUUUGGACAAGUGGUGAUCGGCUUUAAUGUCGUAUGAAUUGUAGCAAUAUUUGGCAAGGCAUUAUACUUAUCCCGAGUCCACGCGUGUGUGAUGCAUGGUUACAUAGUACAACAAGGCUGGCUACUAAGCCUGCUGUUUUGUUUGUCAUGAAUGCGUGGCGAAAUAUGGGAAGCUUAAAAGAUAUUCGUUGACGAGCGCCAAAGCUACACGAAUACCAUAUACGGCCACCGCUUCGCUUUAUUCACUGUCUCUUUCUCUCUCUCCUUUUUUCUCUCUUGACUACUGUCUCCUGGAGUACAUGAGUUCUCGGGCAACGCAGGCUACAUUUUAUGAUGAACUGGCACAAUCUACGCUAGUAGCAUGUUGGGAGACGAUCCACCUUACCUGUCCGUUGGCACGGAAGUCAGUGCUAAAUACAAAGGAGCCUUUUGCGAGGCCAAAAUUCGAAAAGUCGUCCGCAGCGUUAAAUGUCGAGUGACCUAUAAACAAGGCCUGGGUACUUCCACAGUCACUGAUGAUCAGAUUAAAGGGACCUUGAGAGUUGGAGCAUCUGUAGAAGCCAAGCACAAUGACAGGAAGGAAUAUGUGGAUGCUACCAUUACCAAGAUUCAAGACUGCAGUCAGUAUACCGUUGUGUUCGAUGAUGGAGACAUUACUACCUUGAGGAGAACAGCUCUCUGCUUGAAGAGUGGUAGACAUUUUGCAGAGAGUGAAACUCUAGAUCAGCUGCCUCUUACACAUCCAGAGCACUUUGGGAAUCCUGUCAUAGGUGGGAGACGUGGUAGAAGGUCUAGACAAACUCAGGAUGACAGUAGCGACGAAGAUGAUGAUAUACCAAGGGGUAGCAAUGAUUCAGGUUCUACUUCUGGGGGUAAAGAAGGUCCAGAAACAGAACCUGAAAUUGGCAGAGUAGUUUGUGUAGAACUUGGAGAUAAGAAAAAAAAAGAUAACUGGUUCCCUGGGUUAGUUGUAGCACCGACUGCUCAAGAUACUGUAAGAAUUCGAGUUCGUGAUGAAUAUCUCGUGAGGUCUUUUAAAGAUGCUAGAUACUAUACUGUGCCGAAGAAAGAGGCCACAGAAUUCACAAAAGACUUGGUCAAUAAAAUAGAAAAUAGUACUUUGAAAGUAGCUGUUGAGAAAGCUUUAUUGUUUUUGGAAAAAAAUGAGUUACCUCCUCAUUGGGAUAGAGAUUCGUUAUUUGGAACUGCUGUUUCAAGUGGCAAUAGUGACUCUGAUGCAGAAUUAGAUUCAGAUAGUUCGGACGAUGAACCGCGCGAAGAGAAAGAUCAUUUCGUAGCUCAGUUAUAUAAAUUCAUGGAUGAUCGAGGCACACCAAUAAAUAAUUGCCCAAUGAUUGGAAACGAAGACAUUGACUUAUACAGAUUAUUCCGCGCUGUAUAUAAAUUGGGUGGUUACAACCGUGUAACCAAUCAAAACCAAUGGAAACUUAUAACGCGACGUUUGGGAUUUUCGAUGCAAAAUAACGCCUCGACACACAAUCUAGUAAAACAAGCGUAUAAAAAGUUUCUUCACUCGUUUGAAGAUUUCUAUAGGAAACUGGGCUGUACAAUGGUGAAUCACCCCAGAGGUAGCAUGAGAAAACAACGACCCGGUCGCAGUCUUAUUCGUGAUAAAGAUCGCAAUACGCCAGUACCCACGCAAGAUAAGCCACUCAUCAGGAUUGAAAAAGAAGAAGAAGAUAAAAGAAGUGUCAUGUCGGCGGAGGACGAUGUGAAAAGGGACAAGCGAGAAAUAAAGAAAGAGAUUAUUAUAAAACAGGACGAAGAAGCAUUGACCAGUAAAGUUAAGCGAAAGGACGAGCCAAUCGACGAAAGUGCCAGCGGGCAAGACAGUGACAUUAAUAUCGAUGCCGAGGAGGAAUCUUCGUGCAGCGAAAAGUCGCUGAAGAGCUCUUCGAGACUAACUCCGUCAAGUGGCAUCGGCACCAAGUCAAAAGUAACAGCCAAAGCCAAGGAAGAGCCAUUCCGGAAAAAGCAGCAGCCGUUAGCCGAAAAGAAAAAGCUUGAAACAAAAAGACCAGAUAAAAAGGAAGAUAAGAGUGGCCUUAAAGACGAGGAAAGCACGAAGACGAGAUCAAAAUCAAAGGACGAUGUCGUAAAUCAGCGACCACUGCCAUCAUCACAACAGCAGCCUUCGCAACCUCAACAGCAACAGCAACAACAGCAACAACAGCCGCCACAGCAACAGCAAACUGUAAAAUUAAGUUCGUUGCCACCCAACGAUAGCCGAGAAACAAAGACGCCAUCGAGAGAGACCGACAAGAAACCCGUCACGAGCAAGAUGCGUAAAUUAACGGAAGAGGAAAUGAAGAAGCGUGGUCGCAAAAAGAAGGAAGUAGAGAGUGUAGCGUCUGCGGCCGCUGGUGCGGCAACAGCGGAAAGAGCAAUGAGAGCAUCCCAAGCAGAAGACAGACAAACAACAGAAUAUGCACCAACGUAUAAAGGUCCCGUAGAGUUGGGUGACCGACUGAAAGUAUACUAUGAUUCUAAAAUGACCUAUGAGGCCAAAGUGAUUGACAUAGAAAAGGACGGCGUGGAGGCCGUUUAUUUGGUGCACUACACCGGUUGGAAUACUAGAUACGACGAAUGGAUCAAAUGUUCGCGAAUCGCGCAAAAUUUCACCCAAAGCCAAGGAAGAAUAAAGCGCGCUAAGGCACAAGCCCGACCGCCUACCCCUGGAACGAGCGUUAGAGUCAGUAGUAGUGGCAACGUAAAUAAAGCAGCGACCCCUAGCACUUCAUUGAGUGGACGAAGACGCGCUGUGAGCGUUGCUCCUUCCAGCAAAGAUUCGGAAGAUCGUGCGAGUACGCCAGUUUCCCGAACUAAGAGCCCGGCGAGCACAGCAGCGAGCAGUCGUACUAGUGCUAGACAACUCGCACGUAGUCAGCGCCGUGCAUCUGGUCACGCUGAGCCCGUCAACGCCACUCCCAGCGGCGGGCACGAAUCCGAGGACAGCGAGGACAGUGAGUCCGCGGCUGAGUCUGACGUGAGCACAGCCGAGGCUCAGCCACGCGAGUCGCGCUCGCGUUCUCGACCACAACAACAACAGGCACCUCCACCGCCGCCACCACAAGAGCGAGGACGGCGGGAGGCUAGACGUCGUGCUGAGAGCCGCAUGAAGAUCGAGGAAACUAGUGACCACGAAGACCCCGAUAAAGACUCGGAGGAAGCAGAUAUGCAGCCGCAGAGCAGUCGUCGAGGCCCUAGUAGAAGACUAAGGAAACCUCCUGGUGAAACUAAAUCUGCCGCAAAAGUCAACGACGAUGCGAUGAUCAAGUCCGAGCCCGAUACCGACACCGACGACCAACCCAAGGGUCGCGAUUUCGACCUUAACGAGAUCAGAUCGGAACUCAAGGGAUUCGAUAAGGCCGUUAAACUCGAAAUUACGAGUAACCAACAAGAAGCUAUAACGGCAGCUGAUCAGCAGCAGCAACCCGUGGUUCCGAUCAAACUAGAGAAGUCUGAGCCUGAAACUCGAGAGAGCGUCGAACAAAAGAUUCUUCCAGGGCAGAUUGACGCUAACUCUGUUAAGUGUGAGCAGACCAUCAAACUCGAGGCAAGCCAAGCUGACAACACUGAGGAUAUCUAUGAGUUUAAAGAGCCUGAGCCAUUCGAGUUUGAGGUGAGAAACAAACGAGACUCAUCCGGCAGUGAAAAAGAUAAGGAAAAAGACAAAGACAAAAUGAGAAAGCGUGCACUAGACGAAGAACUAAAGAGCCCAAAGAAACGACAAAAGGGCGUAACUCCUACAACUUCAGUAAAGGUCGAUACAAAACUGGAACAAACUGCUCAAGCUACAGAGAGUAGCGAAAGUAAAAAGAAAUCACGUAAAAUAUUCAAGAAAAGCGAAGACGUCGACGACGAGCCUGACUCGGAAGAUUCCGCCAAGUAUGCACCGGUAACUUUUAGUAACAGUAUCUGCGCAGGUAGUGUUAUCGCGUAUAACGCAAAGGUCAAAAGAAUCGUUGACGACAUUUUAAUAGACGAGCCAGACAUCGAAAAUGACGUUAAAGCAAGAAAAAUCAUUACUUUGGACGAGGGAGAUGCCAAGGGAACUCCAAAGAAACGACCAACCAAAAACUUGCUUUCGAGCAGUCCUGCCAUAAGUAAAGCCAGCGAAAUAUCGAGCUCUGAUAACACUGAUGCCAAGAAAAGACCGCGUAAAGUUUUCGGGAAGAAACUGGACGAAGCGGAAGACGACGAGGAAGACUCGAGCAAGGAACUUGAUAAAUUCUUUUCCAGCUACACUCCCACCAAACCUGUGCGUAAGCCCGAUUCAAUUCCGGAAACCAGUCGCAUGGCACCUGAAAUUAAGGAUGUCAAGAUGAAGAAAGACGAGGACUUAGCAGCAAAGGGCGUGAAAAAGAGACAAAAGCCGAGUGGAGUUCCAGGCAGUGAGAUCAUCGAGACAAAGAAAAAACCAUUAUCGAAGCGCAUGCCGAAAAGAAAUUACGAUGACAGCGAGAGCGACGAAGAUGUUGGACCUCCAAAGCUAACACCAGUAAAAUAUUUAUCCCAUUACUCCGGCCCAAAAGCCAAGGCGGCCUUAUCAAGCGAGACUGAGAGUGUGCAAGAUCGCACCAUCAACAAGUCUGCUGAACCGAAAAAAUUGUCUUCCUUCUCGAGUUUGACGCCGGGCCACGAAGUUGACGAAAGCAAUAGGUCCAAAAUAACAGCAGUAGAAACAGAUAAGAAGCGCGUUGAGCAAUCAGGUACAGCGAACAAAGCAGAGCCAAAACAGGAGAUGAAAGUUCUUGAUUUCACCCCCGUCGUUCCACAUUCUCUGCCAGUGCCAGCUCCUAUCAGUGCGCGUCUUCCUGCGACUGCUAGUAUUGAAGAGAAACUUUCGCUAGCUGCCGCCUCGGUAUUCCGUGCCAAAGUCAAGGACGCGAAACGUGAUGAAGAGCCGCCGAAUGAAACUGUAGUACGAAAGGUGGUAAAAGAAAUGAUCAAAAAGACCGAACCAGCUCCAAGUAUCAAAAAGGUUAAAGAUAAGGAUGAAAGUAAAACCAAACACGAGUCGAUUGACAAGAGAAAGCAACCCGAGCAAAUAAUUCCGAUAAAAGAUCCUCUACAAGACUUCGAGCCACAUCACGAUCCUUUGCUAGAGGUGAUUAACAAGAGGGAGGAGGAGACUGCCAAAACAUUGAUACCCUCCGUUGUAAAAACCUACGCUAAUCAGAAAAAGAUCGAGCAAACGGCAAAAACAGAAGAAUCCUGGAAGAAAACUAAAGCAGCGACGGUAGUAACCGCACCGACGACCUCCAUCGGCGAAGCUAAUAAGGAUUACAUAGGUCUUAGAAGGGAGGUAGUUCCAAACAAGAUGAAGCCGAGCAUUGAUCGUGAUUCCGUUGAUUCAAGCGAUUCGAGUGACUCUGAAAGGCGACUUACAAUUAUCGAUAGUGAGGAUGCAGCAGAUGAUAAAUGCAUUGAUUUCAAUCUUGAAGCAAAAGUCGCCAAGCCACCUGUUGAGACUGUUAACACCUGCUAUAACGCUAGUACUAACCGUGGCCCACAGGAAAAAUCAGUCGGCAUUGGUUUAGUCGCUUCCGUGAUCCAAGCCAAAAUUGCAAGGAUAGAAGAGGACGGAGAAAAUUUGAAUUCGCUUCUGUGCGAGGAAGAAAUACCUGGAUCGCCGACUCCUAGUAACGAUUUACCUGAACACGAGCCUAAAACUUCAAUCAGCGCUCAAAAUCUACUUCAAAGUGAGAUCGCAAAUAAAGUAAGCGGAAGUAGCAUUGCCGGAACACAAAUACCCCUUAACCAGCAACAAGCGUCAAGUUUUACAGUAGUGUCGGCCGCUGGUAGUAGCGUAGCUGUUUCCCAAAGUUCCAAUAGCAUUAUCCCCAUGUCUACCCAAGUGAGCAGUACUUUACCUCUCCGCCAGCCUCAAGGUCAACUUCUAGGAUAUCAGCAGCAGCAGCAGUCACAAGCACAAUCAACACUACCGGCACCGAUGCAAUCGCAAGUCGCGCCGGUCGUAGCAGCUUUGCAAGUCGUGGCUGGGCUAGCAGUGCAGCGCAGACAGAGUAGCGAAGCAGCGCCGGUCACGGAUAACACUCCACCAACAACACCCGAUUCGACCAUCUCUAAUGUAUCUGGUUCACCACGGGACGAAAGAACCGGUGGUUCCACGCUUUCAUCGUCCGAAGACAAUAAUGGCAAGACCAACAGCUCGGAAGCGGAGAACGAAAGCGCCGGGACUAGCAGCAAGACAGUUGGAGCCCCCGCUGCAGUGAAAAUCGAGGAUGGCAGAUUACCGUUACUUAGCCCUGAAUUUUCAGUCGAGACGCAGCCACAUUCCUCCAAAUCCACGGUAUCCAAGAGAGGAGCUAUACCGGAUUCCGAAAAUAUUUCGCCGAAAAAGCGUAAAAAACGAAAAGAUCAGGAUACCUCUGCAGCCACCUCGUCGUCUCCAGGCCCAAGUAAUGUUUCGGGAAAAAAAUCACCCAGACAAGCUACGCGACAUACACGUGGACAAACCAUUGGCAGUGACAGUGAUGACACCAGUGAAAGCUCUACGCAAUAUAACAAUAGUACUUCGGCAAUGCCAGUCAAUACAUCUAACGCUGUUACGAUAGGAUCAAAUGUAAUCACUGGCAUGAACAGUAACAGUAUCGCCAGUUUCUCCACCAAUUCAAAUAGACCCAUGAGAUAUAACUUUCUUACGGAUUUGGAUCCUAAUUUAGAUAGCAACCAAAGAAUUCAAGUACUGAUGCAAAGGAUAACUGAUCUCAGAAAAGCUUACGGCAACUGUAAAGUGGAACUCGCAGCUAUCGAAAGACGUCGAAAAAAAAUUAAACGAAGAAAACGUGAAGCUCAAAAAGCAGCUAAAGCUGAAAUGCAACAAGCAUGUUUGUGAUGAGAGUGAUAACAAUGGUUUAUGUUGCUAUGUAUACAAAAAGACCUUUGUACGUGAGAAUUGCAAAUGAUUUCAUAGCAAAGUAUCUGUUGAGAAAUCACAAACUCUUCACUCAUUUUUACUUGAAAAUAAUUGUCUCUGCAAUUUUUUCAUCGAGGUAAGGUAAUAUUAUCCCAAUUAGAUUAAAAGAUACAUAUUAUAUUGUUUAUUAAAUCAAGAGAAUUGUAUCAAAAGAACUUUUGUAUGUACUAAUCUGAUUGAUACUACUCUCCAUAGAGAGUAAAAUUGAUUUUUUCACUAAAUGAAAUCAAUCAACAAAAAUGUGUAAUGAAAAAGCGUUUUUCUAUUUUAUAAUAGAGGACAUUUAGAUACUUUGAUAUUGUAAAUGAUUUGUACAAAGAAAUUAUAUAUUAAUUUACUUGUAAAGAAGGAUUUUAAUUUUUAUAUAUGGCAUGUGUCUUUCUUCAAUAAGUAAAAACUGAAUUGAUUGUCAUUGAAUUUGACUAAUAUAAAUUUAAGCGAAUGAUACAUUUUAAAUUUGAUUUUUUUGUUGAAGAGCAAGCCACAUAUACAGCUGCAAAAAUGCAAAAAUAUGUUUAAAAAUACCAUCGUCACAUUUUCUAUGAAUUAAUAUAUACUUUGAUAUGUUUAAGUUUGUAUAUGAAAUUACAAGUUUACAACUCGAGUUAACUUAUAAAAUUUCUAUAAUUUGUACAUAUACAUACUUAAGAUAGUAUUAUACAGUCUCAAUCUUUGAGUAUCGAGUACUAGAUUUUAAUUUUCAUGCUUAUUUUUUGUAAUUCUAUAUAUACUUAUUGUAAUAAAAAAACCUUUUUUUGUCAUGAAACGCAAUAAUAUAAUGCAAUAAGUGAAUAAAAGCUUUAUGUGGGUGAAAAAACUUUAACUUGUAA